AUGGCUAGUCAGGUGGCCGGGAAAUCUGGGAAUGGUCUGUGUGACAUACAGCACACCAAGGGCACCCUGCAYGAGAUCCUCCACAGGGAGCAUCCACGCGAGAGCCAGCGGCAUCUACAGCAGCACCCACCAAACCGCUCCGCAGGGAGCGGCAGCUGCCCCUGCGCGGAUGGCAGGAGAGUUGUCCUGAAAAUGCCAGAAGUCACCUGCAGAAGAGCUUCUGAAGUGCUCCUGAAGACCUCAGCUUUUAUCAGGAACUUGCCUUCCUUUUAUCACGUGCCUUGGGAGGAUCAGGCCGCCCUCAUACAGCAGAACUGGGCCCCUCUUUUUGUCCUGGGACUGGCACAAGAAGGGGUGGAUUUUGAGCUGAGAGAGAUUUCGGCCCCUAGUUUGUUGAAAAAAAUUCUCCUCAAUCAAUCUCCUACAGCUCGUGAUGAACCAGGCAGUUCCUCACUUGGAGCACCUCUAGCAGCAGUUCAGAAGAUGAAGAAUUUAUUGUGGAAAUUAUGGGACCUGGACCUAAGUGCCAGAGAAUAUGCCUACCUUAAAGGAAUUAUUCUUUUUAAUUCUGGACGGCAUGUCCUGAAAUGUCUUCCCUAUGUACAGACCCUGCAGCAGGAGGCUCAGGAGGCUCUGAUGGACUUCAUCUCACUGAUGUUCCGCAGCCGCCUGGGCAGGUUUGCGUGGAUUCUGCAGCUACUCACCUCUCUCCACGACGUUGAGGCGGGUGCUAUUGAAGAGCUCUUCUUCAGCUCCAUCCUGGGAGAUGUCACCAUAAAUGAAUUACUUUUACAAGUCCUACAUAUUAAGCCAGACUGGCUUUGAAAACAGGUGACCUCAAAUACCUAAUUCCGAAGAGAU
This is a messenger RNA of Nothoprocta perdicaria, 861 nucleotides long. RefSeq names its product nuclear receptor subfamily 0 group B member 2-like. The record is from RefSeq and is a predicted model, not a curated record. Lineage: Eukaryota; Metazoa; Chordata; Aves; Tinamiformes; Tinamidae. The transcript has 2 exons. Gene Ontology annotation, cellular component: nucleus; cytoplasm. Gene Ontology annotation, biological process: negative regulation of transcription by RNA polymerase II. Bases 1 to 825 code for a protein of 274 amino acids. Gene Ontology annotation, molecular function: transcription factor binding; transcription corepressor activity.